Boleophthalmus pectinirostris (great blue-spotted mudskipper) is the source of this 981-nucleotide messenger RNA. RefSeq names its product relaxin family peptide receptor 3.3a1 (gene rxfp3.3a1). Lineage: Eukaryota; Metazoa; Chordata; Actinopteri; Gobiiformes; Gobiidae. The record is from RefSeq and is a predicted model, not a curated record. The coding region runs from base 1 to 981 and encodes 326 amino acids. The transcript has a single exon. Gene Ontology annotation, molecular function: G protein-coupled receptor activity. Gene Ontology annotation, cellular component: membrane. Gene Ontology annotation, biological process: immune response; G protein-coupled receptor signaling pathway.
AUGAACGAGGACAACAGCAGCGCGGCUCUGAACGUGUCCGGUCUGGAGCUUUUCUUGGACCUGGAGGACAUAGAUGUGAGCGCGGAUGGCAGCCCCGUCCUGCGCCUGCUCAUCUGCCUCGUGUACAGCGUGGUGUGCGCCACGGGGCUGGUGGGUAACCUGCUUGUGCUGUUCUUCAUACGGGUGAAGCAUGAGCGGAAGACUUCCCGCGUAAACCUGUUUGUUCUGAACCUCGCGCUCACGGACCUGCAGUUCGUGCUGACGCUGCCAUUCUGGGCCGUGGAUACGGCUCUGGACUUCAGCUGGCCGUUUGGAGACGCCAUGUGCCGGAUUGUCCUGUCCGUGACGGUCAUGAACAUGUACGCCAGCGUCUUCUUCCUCACGGCCAUGAGCCUCACGCGCUACUGGUCUCUGGCCACGGCGCUCAACAACACCAAGACGCACGGCUCGUGCUCAGCCAAGUGGCAGUGCGCGUUCAUCUGGACUUUGGCGACCGUGGCCACGGCGCCCACUCCCAUCUUCUCCACGGUCAGUAACGUGACCGGUGAGAACCUGUGUCUGCUGCGCUUUCCCGGGGGGCAAUACUGGCUUGCGCUCUACCACAUCCAGAAGAUCCUCGUGGGCUUCGUGCUGCCCAUGUUCAUCGUGUCCAUCAGCUACAUGCUCCUGCUCCGGGUCAUCCGGGACCGCAGCAUGAAAUGCGUCAACCCAAAGCGACAGUCGCGCGUCACCAGGUCCGUGACCAUCGUGGUGCUGUCCUUCUUCUUGUGCUGGAUGCCCAACCACGCCAUCACUCUGUGGAGCGUGCUGGUCAAGCUGAACGCGGCACACUUCGACAAGGCGUACUACGUGGUGCACACGUACGUGUUCCCUCUGACCGUGUGCCUCGCGCACACUAACAGCUGCCUGAACCCCGUCAUUUACUGCCUCACGAGGAAGGAGUUCAGAGAGAAGCUCCGGGGGCUCGUACAUCGGGGCUAG